UAAAUCAACACUAAAUAUAUAUGGUAUGGCAGUUAGCAAUUAUGAUGGAAAAGUGUUAUUUAAAAAGUGUAAUCCUGGAAAUGAAGUGUGUAGUCUUGAUGUUUCGCACACUUCUAUUGAUGAGAAAGUUGAAGUUGACGUGAUUACAUUAGAUCAUUUUGCAGAUCAGCAUAAUCUAUCAAGAAUUGAUAUACUCAAAAUCGAUACAGAAGGAUAUGAACCAUUUGUAUUUCAGGGUGCUAAACGCUUGUUAGAAGAGCAUCGUAUUCGAUUAUUUAUUUUCGAACAAUUAGAAACUGGUGCAUGGUUAAAUACUACAUUAAAAUUUGAAGUAUUAAAAUUGACUAAACUAGGUUAUAUAUGUUAUAUAAUAGGCAAAACUGGUAUGAUAUUGGUAACCAAUUGUUGGAGUGAUAAGUAUGAUGUAGAACACAAUAAUUUACUUUGUGUUUCUUCGAGAGACGGUGCAUUAUUGAAUAGUAUUGACCAAAUGAGAUUAACUGGAACAGUUUCUGGUGUAUGUGAGAAGAGCAUGUGA
Messenger RNA from Adineta steineri, 538 nucleotides. The record is from the annotation of a GenBank genome assembly. NCBI's taxonomy places the organism in Eukaryota, Metazoa, Rotifera, Eurotatoria, Adinetida, Adinetidae.